AUGUUCGGAAUCGACUUUAGCGCGUGGGUGCCGCCGCCGCCUCCGGAGCACGCGUUUUCAGGCACGGCGGCGGUGGUGGUGUCGCUGGUAUGCACGGUGCUCGCCGUGUUUCUCUCCGUACGCCACAUCGUCAUGCACCUCCGCAACUACACCGAACCCACGUACCAGCGUUACAUCGUCCGGAUCAUCUUCAUGGUUCCCGUGUACGCGACAAUGUCAUUCGGCGCUCUCGUUAUGAGCGACUACGCCAUGUACUUCAACACGAUACGCGACGUCUACGAGGCGUGGGUGAUUUACAACUUCCUCUCCCUCUGCCUCUCCUGGGUGGGCGGGCCGGGCGCCGUGGUGACGAGUCUCACAGGCCGUCUGCUCAAACCCUCCUACCUGCUCAUGACCUGCUGCUUCCCGCCCAUCCCCCUCGACGGCCGGUUCAUCCGGAGGUGCAAGCAGGGCUGUCUGCAGUUCGUGUACUUAAAGCCCAUCCUGGCGGCCACCUGCCUGUGCCUCUACUCCUACGGGCUCUAUCAAGACGGCAACUUCGCCCUCUCAGACGGCUACAUCUACAUCACAUGCAUCUACAUGGCCUCCUAUUCCGUGGCGAUUUACGCACUUAUUCUCUUCUACGUCGCGUGCCGGGAGCUCCUGCGCUCUUUUAAUCCAGUGCCCAAGUUUCUGAUGAUCAAGGCAGUGGUUUUCCUCACCUACUGGCAGGUGAGAAUGGGUCCGGUGUGGUUGCUGGUGGGCGUGCCGGUCUUCAUAGUGGCACAGCAGCAGCAGCAGAACGUGCUCAUCUGCACUCCCCUUUCUCCCCCUGCCCCCCUCCCCUCACUCCCUGUAGGGCGUGCCGGUGUUCAUAGUGGCGCAAUUAGGGGCGUGUUGGUCUUCAUCGUGGCGCAACUGGGCUACGUCAGCAGUGCAGAAGACGCAGCAGAUCUACAAAACGUGUUGAUCUGUGCGGAGAUGGUGCUGGGGGCGCUGGGCUUCAUUCACGCCUUCCCCUUCAAGCCCUCCCUGUCACGCUUCCCUUGCUCCCUAUCCCUUGGCCACGCUUCACCUGCAGAACGUGCUCAUCUGUGCAGAGAUGGUGCUGGGGGUGCUCGGCUUCAUUCAUUCACGCCUUCCCCUUCAAGCCAAUUCCAGCCUGCGCUGCUUUCCUUGCAUCCCUCCCUCCCCCAACCUCUGUCUGGCGUGCUGGUGUUCAUAGUGGCGCAGCUAGGCUACGUCAGCAGUGCAGAGGACGCAGCCGAUCUGCAGAACGUGCUCAUCUGUGCAGAGAUGGUGCUGGGGGUGCUCGGCUUCAUUCAUUCACGCCUUCCCCUUCAAGCCAAUUCCAGCCUGCGCUGCUUUCCUUGCAUCCCUCCCUCCCCCAACCUCUGUCUGUCCCUCUUGAGGGAGACAACACUGCGACCCAACGCUCACACCUCCCUCCCCUCCCCUCUCUCUCUGUGCCUCCAUUCCCUUCCAGGGCGUGCUGGUGUUCAUAGUGGCGCAGCUAGGCUACGUCAGCAGUGCAGAGGACGCAGCCGAUCUGCAGAACGUGCUCAUCUGCGCGGAGAUGGUGCUGGGGGUGCUCGGCUUCAUUCAUUCACGCCUUCCCCUUCAAGCCAAUUCCAGCCUGCGCUGCUUUCCUUGCAUCCCUCCCUCCCCCAACCUCUGUCUGGCGUGCUGGUGUUCAUAGUGGCGCAGCUAGGCUACGUCAGCAGUGCAGAGGACGCAGCCGAUCUGCAGAACGUGCUCAUCUGUGCAGAGAUGGUGCUGGGGGUGCUCGGCUUCAUUCAUUCACGCCUUCCCCUUCAAGCCAAUUCCAGCCUGCGCUGCUUUCCUUGCAUCCCUCCCUCCCCCAACCUCUUGGCGCAGCUAGGCUACGUCAGCAGUGCAGAGGACGCAGCCGAUCUGCAGAACGUGCUCAUCUGCGCGGAGAUGGUGCUGGGGGCGCUGGGCUUCAUUCACGCCUUCCCCUUCAAGCCCUCCCUGUCACGCUUCCCUUGCUCCCUAUCCCUUGGCCACGCUUCACCUGCAGAACGUGCUCAUCUGUGCAGAGAUGGUGCUGGGGGUGCUCGGCUUCAUUCAUUCACGCCUUCCCCUUCAAGCCAAUUCCAGCCUGCGCUGCUUUCCUUGCAUCCCUCCCUCCCCCAACCUCUGUCUGGCGUGCUGGUGUUCAUAGUGGCGCAGCUAGGCUACGUCAGCAGUGCAGAGGACGCAGCCGAUCUGCAGAACGUGCUCAUCUGUGCAGAGAUGGUGCUGGGGGUGCUCGGCUUCAUUCAUUCACGCCUUCCCCUUCAAGCCAAUUCCAGCCUGCGCUGCUUUCCUUGCAUCCCUCCCUCCCCCAACCUCUGUCUGUCCCUCUUGAGGGAGACAACACUGCGACCCAACGCUCACACCUCCCUCCCCUCCCCUCUCUCUCUGUGCCUCCAUUCCCUUCCAGGGCGUGCUGGUGUUCAUAGUGGCGCAGCUAGGCUACGUCAGCAGUGCAGAGGACGCAGCCGAUCUGCAGAACGUGCUCAUCUGCGCGGAGAUGGUGCUGGGGGUGCUCGGCUUCAUUCAUUCACGCCUUCCCCUUCAAGCCAAUUCCAGCCUGCGCUGCUUUCCUUGCAUCCCUCCCUCCCCCAACCUCUGUCUGGCGUGCUGGUGUUCAUAGUGGCGCAGCUAGGCUACGUCAGCAGUGCAGAGGACGCAGCCGAUCUGCAGAACGUGCUCAUCUGUGCAGAGAUGGUGCUGGGGGUGCUCGGCUUCAUUCAUUCACGCCUUCCCCUUCAAGCCAAUUCCAGCCUGCGCUGCUUUCCUUGCAUCCCUCCCUCCCCCAACCUCUUGGCGCAGCUAGGCUACGUCAGCAGUGCAGAGGACGCAGCCGAUCUGCAGAACGUGCUCAUCUGCGCGGAGAUGGUGCUGGGGGCGCUGGGCUUCAUUCACGCCUUCCCCUUCAAGCCAAUUCCAGCCUGCGCUGCUUUCCUUGCAUCCCUCCCUCCCCCAACCUCUGGCGUGCUGGUGUUCAUAGUGGCGCAGCUAGGCUACGUCAGCAGUGCAGAGGACGCAGCCGAUCUGCAGAACGUGCUCAUCUGUGCAGAGAUGGUGCUGGGGGUGCUCGGCUUCAUUCAUUCACGCCUUCCCCUUCAAGCCAAUUCCAGCCUGCGCUGCUUUCCUUGCAUCCCUCCCUCCCCCAACCUCUUGGCGCAGCUAGGCUACGUCAGCAGUGCAGAGGACGCAGCCGAUCUGCAGAACGUGCUCAUCUGCGCGGAGAUGGUGCUGGGGACGCUGGGCUUCAUUCACGCCUUCCCCUUCAAGCCAAUUCCAGCCUGCGCUGCUUUCCUUGCAUCCCUCCCUCCCCCAACCUCUGGCGUGCUGGUGUUCAUAGUGGCGCAGCUAGGCUACGUCAGCAGUGCAGAGGACGCAGCCGAUCUGCAGAACGUGCUCAUCUGCGCGGAGAUGGUGCUGGGGGCGCUGGGCUUCAUUCACGCCUUCCCCUUCAAGCCGUUCCUGCAGGCCAACGUGGCCCUGAACGGCGAGCAGGCAGGGCUGCUGAUGUCUAUCAAGCAUGCCAUCAACCUCACUGAUGUCGUUAGUGACACUGUUCACCAGUUCGCCCCCACCUACCACGACUAUGUUCUCUACAGUGACGGUACAGGGGAGACUCACCACUACCGCACGCGCACCUUCGUGCCCUCAGGGAGGGAGAUGGAGUCGUGUCGGCGCUCGGCCAGCGGCAGCAGCCAGCGCAACCACAUGACAGACCUCGAGGCCCCUUCCAUCUCCGACCAUCCUGCUGGGCCCACAGGGAUCGCCUCUCAGGGUGCUGCUGUCGACUCUGCUGAUGCUUUCCUCUCAGGAGCGCAGCUUAUUUCCACAGAGAAGGCGGAUGGGAAACUGGAGAGUGGAGGGAAAGACAGUGGGGCUGCUGGGGGGGUGGGGAGCACGGUGGGUGUGGCGUUCUCUGGCGGGACGUCUUUAGCUGCUAGGCUGGCAGCUGCGUUUUCCGCAGCAGCGGAUAUGUCGUCAGCGGUUGAUUCGACAGAAGCGAAUGACCCCACGUCUGCUCCGCUGGGGUUUACGCUGUCAUCUUCAAGUGCCCAAGGUUGUGGGUUUGUGGAGAUGGAAGAAGAUUUGGAGCAGCAGCCGCAUCACCACCAACAGUUGAAGCAGCAGCAGGAGCAGCAGCAGGAGGAGCGGGACCGGGAGCGGGAGAAAGAGCAGCGGGGGCAGAUGGCAGAGGUGGGGAUUCUACGGGAGGCUAUGGAGAAAAUGGGGAUGGUUUCGCCACCUUCUAGAGGGGGGAUGAGGCCGUAUGGAGCUUCGGCCGAGCCUGGCGAUGGCGACGAUCCUACGCCGAUCACGUCCCGGAAUCCGAACCUGGGCACGCCGAAGCUGCUGCCAACCGCCACUCCACCACCACUCCCGCCGCCGCCUUCGGCGGGAGGUUCGCCGGACCUAAGAAAGGAAGGUGUAGGAACGCCAACCCUAGGCAGUGUGACAAUAAAGGGGUCUCCGUUGUCCGGAGGUAGGGUUUCUGAUAUGGUUCCCCUGCAAGGGACAGUGCAAGGGGGCAGUAUUGGGAAUAGUCCUCUCGGGGUUGGGCUUUCAGCAGGAAUUAGCAAUGCAGGGGAGAUGGACAAACUUAUGCUAGAUAUGGACCAACAAUAG
Molecule: messenger RNA, 4635 nt
Organism: Closterium sp. Naga37s-1
Lineage: Eukaryota; Viridiplantae; Streptophyta; Zygnematophyceae; Desmidiales; Closteriaceae
Source: the annotation of a GenBank genome assembly